AUGCCUAGCGCCACGGGAUCGAACUGGGAGAAGUACCAGAAAAAUUACGCCGACGACGAGGAGCCCGAGAAGAAGAUCACUCCCCUCUCAGACGAUGAUAUCGCAGUACUCAAGACCUACGGCGCCGCCCCCUACGCGACCGCCCUCAAGAAGCUCGAGAAAGACAUCAAGGACAAGCAAAGUAGCGUCAAUGAGAAGAUCGGCGUGAAGGAAUCCGACACGGGUCUCGCACCUCCACACCUUUGGGAUGUGGCCGCCGACCGACAACGGAUGGCGGAAGAGCAGCCGCUUCAAGUGGCUCGGUGCACAAAGAUUAUUCAGGAUGAAAAGGACUCAGACAAGAGCAAAUAUGUCAUCAACGUGAAACAGAUUGCCAAGUUCGUCGUCAACUUGGGAGAGCGCGUGAGUCCGACAGAUAUUGAGGAGGGCAUGCGAGUCGGUGUCGACCGGAAUAAGUACCAGAUUAUGCUGCCGCUGCCGCCCAAGAUCGACCCCAGCGUGACAAUGAUGACCGUUGAAGAUAAGCCCGAUGUGACCUACGGCGAUGUGGGUGGUUGUAAGGAACAGAUUGAGAAGCUACGAGAAGUUGUUGAGAUGCCCUUGCUAUCACCAGAGCGAUUCGUCAACCUCGGUAUCGACCCUUCCAAGGGAGCUUUGCUCUACGGUCCUCCUGGUACCGGUAAGACUCUCUGCGCUCGUGCAGUGGCCAACAGAACCGACGCAACUUUCAUCCGUGUAAUCGGAUCGGAGUUGGUGCAGAAGUACGUUGGUGAGGGUGCCCGGAUGGUGCGUGAGCUGUUUGAGAUGGCCCGCACAAAAAAGGCCUGCAUUAUUUUCUUCGACGAAAUUGAUGCCGUCGGUGGAGCUCGAUUUGAUGACGGAGCUGGUGGUGAUAACGAAGUUCAGCGAACUAUGCUGGAGCUGAUCACUCAGCUGGACGGUUUCGACUCCCGUGGUAACAUCAAGGUGAUGUUCGCCACUAACCGACCUUCCACACUCGACCCUGCGCUGAUGCGUCCCGGUCGUAUCGAUCGUAAGAUCGAGUUCUCGCUGCCUGACGUUGAGGGCCGUGCCAACAUUCUGCGUAUUCACGCCAAGAGCAUGUCCGUUGAACGGGAUAUCCGAUGGGAGCUGAUUUCACGCUUGUGCCCGAACGCAACCGGUGCCGAGCUGCGCAGUGUAGCGACUGAGGCAGGCAUGUUUGCGAUCCGUGCCCGGAGAAAGGUGGCCACCGAGAAGGACUUCUUGGCGUCAGUGGAGAAGGUCAUCAAAGGCAAUCUCAAGUUCAACUCCACAGCGACAUACAUGCAGUACAACUAG
Molecule: messenger RNA, 1320 nt
Organism: Penicillium maclennaniae
Lineage: Eukaryota; Fungi; Ascomycota; Eurotiomycetes; Eurotiales; Aspergillaceae
Gene: rpt1
Product: proteasome regulatory particle base subunit RPT1
Exons: 4
Coding region: 1-1320 (439 amino acids)
Biological process (GO): proteasome-mediated ubiquitin-dependent protein catabolic process
Cellular component (GO): proteasome regulatory particle, base subcomplex
Molecular function (GO): ATP binding; proteasome-activating activity; ATP hydrolysis activity
Source: RefSeq, a predicted model, not a curated record